Messenger RNA from Brettanomyces bruxellensis, 3303 nucleotides. RefSeq lists its product as uncharacterized. The record is from RefSeq and is a predicted model, not a curated record. The coding region runs from base 1 to 3303 and encodes 1100 amino acids. Gene Ontology annotation, cellular component: nucleus. Lineage: Eukaryota; Fungi; Ascomycota; Pichiomycetes; Pichiales; Pichiaceae. The transcript has a single exon.
AUGGCUUCUUCUGUAGCCAAUACGAAGGAGAAAGUCCCAAAAAGGGACGAAAAAACACUUACGUCGAAGAAUGAUAAAGAAAAUUCUUCGCAUCAUCAUCAUUCUCAUGAUAAAAAGAAGCAUCAUAAUAAGCAUCAUGAGAUGCAGAAGACUUCUAAAGCUGAAUCAAAUACUGAAGUGCAUACUAUUGAUGAAAGUGAACGUUCAAGUUUUGACGAAAUGAUUAGGAAGGAGGCAUUGGAACUUGGAGCUUCUGAAGAGGAUCUCAAAUUAGUGCAAGGAAUCGAAGAUGAUAAUGAUGACAAUGGUAGUGUCCAAGAAUUUGGUGAUGAUUCCUCCGAUUCAAAGCUUACUGCAGAUGUUCAGGCAUACUUGAAAAAACUAGAACUAGGAGAGGUUCAAGAUGAUAUUGAUGAUGUGGAUGUGAAAACGAAUACUGUAGGGGAAAAGAAAGCAAAGGAGAAGAAGGCCAAAGAUGUCCCCUCAGCAAAUAUAUCAAAAGAAAAUGUGCAAGUUGCUGAAAAUGUAGACUUAGAGUCUAAAGCUAAGCCAGAAGUAUUUAAGCAAAAGCAAGGGAAAAAAAUUGUUUUCGAGGAUUCGGUUGGAGCCAAGCAGAAAUCAAAGGAGCAACACAGGCUUACGGAGGCCGAAUUGAAAAGUGUGUCUUCCUCUAACUUUGUUAUUGAGCCAAGAAAUGAUUGGUAUAAUAUACCUUUAGAAUUGAACUCUGAGACACCAGAUAGAUCCCUUAAGCAGUAUGAGAUUGAUGAAUUAUAUGACCACGCUAAGACUAUUGUGAAUAAGGAGAAUGAUUUGUAUUAUAGUGAAUUUAACAAAUCAUCUUCACAGCAGCGAUUUUUGUCGCAGGUGCUUUCAAAUGGUACAUUGAGUGACAAGAUAUCUGCUUUGACUCUUCUCGUUCAAGAAGCUCCUAUGCACAACAUUAAAUCUCUUGAUAACUUGCUAGGCAUGUGCAGCAAGAAAAGUAGAAGUGCAGCCAUUCAAUGUGUUGAUGCUGUUGUUGAUCUUUUUGUUAAUGGUAUAAUUCCUUCCAACAGGAAGUUAAAGUAUUUCAAAAAUCAGCCAUUGACGAAAGAUCUAACUGAUAUGCAGCUUGCGAUAUUCUACUUUGAGGAUUAUCUCAAGGGAUGGUAUUUUGAAUUUGUGUCUACCCUAGAGAGAUUAUCUCAUGAUUCUAUUGAAUUCGUUAGAACCAGGAUUGUGUCUCAUAUUUUUAACCUUCUUAUUGCCAAACCAGAGCAGGAAGCUAAUCUUCUGCGAUUGGGUGUAAAUAAAUUGGGUGACAUGGACAAUAAGGUAUCUUCCAAAACCUCAUAUUCUAUCAUGACACUUGAGCAGAAACACCCUGCAAUGACCAGUAUUGUUACAGAUGCGAUUAUCGACGUUAUGUUCCGUCAGAAGAAUGAUCAUCAUGCAAUUUAUUACAGUGUUGUAACCUUAAAUCAGACAGUGUUGACUAGAAAGCAGGAGAGCUUAGCAAAUAAAUUGGUCAAUGCAUAUUUUGCUCUUUUUGAAAAACUUUUGGUUCAGACAGAUGCCGAUAAUGUCGGAAAGCUUAAGGAGAGCGAUCAUAACACUGAAGGAAGACACAAGCGAAGAGCAAAGAAAGGAAAACAUGGAGGUAAAUCUGUUAAGCAAGAGAUUAAGACCGAGCAAGAACUUGCAGAGGAACGUAAUUCAAAGGCAUUUUCUGCAAUUUUGACUGGAUUAAAUCGUGCCUUCCCAUUUUCAAAUCUUCCAGAGGAAGUUUUUGACUCGCAUCUCGAAGUUUUGUAUAAGAUCACGCAUAGUUCAAACUUUAACACAUCCAUUCAAGCGCUCCUUCUUCUCCAGAAGGUUGUUGAAAAAAGUGGAAACUCGACCAAGGUUGACAGAUAUUAUAGAACACUUUACGAGUCACUUCUUGAUGAUAGGUUGUUGACAUCAUCAAAGCAGGCUAUCUAUCUCAACCUACUUUUCAAGUCCUUGAAGUCCGAUUCCGACAAAAAACGGAUUCUAGCAUUUGCCAAGCGUAUUUGCCAGGUUUGUCUCUGCUGGUUGAAUGUGGGUGCGAUAUCUGGUAUGCUCUUUUUACUUCUCAGACUGUACAAGUAUGUUCCAGAAUUGAGGAAUUUGCUUUAUAACACUCCUAGCGAUGAGGCACUUAUGGCCAAGGUGCAGGAUGAGGAAGAUGAAAUUCUUGUGGAUCAAGAGCCAGAUAGGGAGGAUACCAUUAAUUCUAAGAAGAUCGUGGAUUCUUCCAAAUCAAAGGAGCAUUACGAUCCCCGUAAAAGAGAUCCAAGGUUUGCAAAUGCGGAAAAGUCAUCAUUAUGGGAAAUUGAAUACUUUAUAAGGCAUUUUCAUCCUACAGUUGACUUAUAUGCUGACGCCCUUCUUGAUGGAAAGAGAGUUCCAAAACCUGACCUUGGGCUUUAUACACUUGGUCACUUUCUUGAUAGAUUUGUUUACAAAAAGCCAAAGAAAAACCUUCCUACUAGGGGCCAGUCUAUUAUGCAACCUCUAGGAGGACCACAUACUGGAGAUUUAUUGGUGAAAGCAAGUACUAUCUCUGAACUUCGUGAAAUCCCUGCCAAUACUGAAGAGUGGCUUAGCAGGAAAAUUGAUAGUAUCAGACCGGAGGAUAGAUUCUUUUAUGAAUACUUUUCUGCAAAGCAGGAAAGAGAGCAAUCUUCUAAAUUUGAUAAGGAGGUGGCCAAAGAGGCUGACGAAGACUUCCAUGAUAAUGGCGAAGAAUUAGAUGAUGACACAGUGUGGGAAGCCCUUGUUUCCUCGAAGCCCGAUAUUGAAGGUGAUGAUCUUUAUGAUGAUGAAGUCGCUGAUCUGGAUAUGUCAGACUUUGAUGAUGGAUCGGAUGAUGAGGAAGAUGAUAUCAAAGUGGAUAAUGAAGAUGUUCUUGAAGCUGCUGAUCUUGAGGAGGAUAGUGAAAAUGGAAGUAUUGAAGGUAUUGAGGAAGAGGAUAAUAAGUCUGAGAGUGGUGAGGAUGAUGAUGAGCAAAAGGCUGAAAAUGGUGAACACAGCGAAGAUGAUGACGAGGACGACGAUGACAUAAAAGAACUUCUUGAAGCUGAGAAAAAUUCUCAGGCUGAGAAUUCCGACGAUGAAGAGAUCAUCUUGGAGAAGAAGGAUGAUGAAGCCGCGUUAUCUGGCAGUAAAAGAAAAUUGACCGGUAAAGAAGGUAAGAAGAAAAGGGUGAAACUCUCGUCCUUGCCACUUUUUGCUUCAGCCGAUGAGUACGCUCGUCUUAUUGAUGAGGACGACGACAGUAAUGAUGAAGGCGAGUAA